GCGAUACAUUUUUGUUCAGAACUAAUAGGUAUAUUUAAAUUCUGAUUUCUAUGAUUUAUUGAAAUAAUGUAAAUAUUGCAUGGCGGUUCAUUCCACUGUGGCGACCCCUUAAAAAAAGGGACAAAGCAGUCGAAAAAUGAAUAAAAGAAUUAUCACAUAAAUAUUUCUGCUUAUAUUCUGGUUAAAUGAUACUUUAAUUAUAUUAUUAUACAAACACAUUUAAAAGCAUUUGACAUAUUUAAUUUAUUUUCAGAUUGUGUGCAUUUUAUCAUCAAAUUAAAGUGAUUAUAUAUUUUCAAGCGGUACUCUUCACAAUUUAAAUGCUUCUGAAGUUUCUAAGCCGUUUAUAACCAGCCUCACAAGUACAACUUGAUGUCGUUCAGGAAGCUUUCAGACCUUUUCCCGGGUCACUGCUUCUACAGGUCAGCGGCAUAGCAACAGAGAGGGGCGUGGCCGAUGACCUCAUCAGAGCUGAUUAUAGGCUCUGUUGUAAUAAUGAAGCAGUUCACCUGACCCAGCUGGAGCUUAGAGAGAGACACACUGAGAGAGAGAGAGAGAGAGAGAGAGAGAGAGAGAGAGAGGCACACAUACUGUACACUCGGGGUGAGUGAAAAACACACACGUACAGAGAGAGAGAGGAAGAAAGAGAGAGAGAGAAGGUGGAGCGAGGCUCAAUCUCUGCUCAGUCUUUCAGGAGUAAUCAGACACUCACAGGUGGAUUCUCUGCCAGGUUUACAGCUACACACACACACACACACACACACACAGAGGGAGUGGCUGGAGCUAAAGGUAGUCAGUGCUGCGUAACUCCCACCUCUCAAACCCUCCCGGAGGAGAAACACAAGCGAAACACUGACGCUGAGCAGGAAGUGCUGCAACUUUCUGGAAGACUUCUGGAGUAUUUACAGGAACCACGUAUACAGCAGGAGUGUGAGUGUUUGAUUUAAUGACAGUCAAACUUCGGCUUCUGUGUCUACUCAUUCUCAAUCUGGAAUAUAAAGGCUGAACAUUGGCACAGGAGUGAACGGAGCGACCGAGAGAGAGAGAGAGAGAGACGCUGGGAUUUAUCUUCACACACAAAAAGCUUUUGUGUUCUUGAGUGAAACUGGAGCUCGUGCAGGUUAAACUACUGGAGACUGAAGUUCACACACACACACACACACACACACACAUACACACACAAGCAGGAUUUGUUUAUACACUUGCUGGAUUCCACUUUAAAGGUGCAGUAUGUCGGUUUCCUAGUGGCUGAUCUGGGUAUUGCGGUCUAAAUUCAAAAUACUGGGGAGGGUUUCUUUAUUAUUUCAAUUUUUUAUAGAUUUUCUGAUUUGCAGAUAACAUAGAUAAAUAUCAGAUAUCGUGGAUUAACAUAACAACACCAAGUAAAUUAACAAAUAACAUCAUAUACAGUUAAAUGAGUGUUAAAUAAUAAAUGCAAAUGAUUUCAGUUAGUAAACAAACCAAACCAAAACACACAGUGAAGAAAUAAUAUUAUAACCAUUAUUAUUAUUUUUCCAAUAAAUCGACGCAGGUUGCCAGAUUGACAACACCAACAGGCCACAAGCAUGUCUGAUGGUUGAUCAGCUAAUGUUUAAGUUUGUAAUAUCUGUAUUUAAUUGCUAAUUAAGAAGCAAGCCGUGUGCAUUUUUAAUAACUCUGGGUUGAUUUUCUUAUUUGCAAAUAAUGCAGUUGAAUAUUAAAUACAAGGGAUUACAUACAAACAUAACAGUAAUAAAUAAAUAAAUAAUAUCAAUGUGAAUUUAAGUAAGAUGAAUGUAAUGGAUGUUAGCAAAUAAACCAAACCAAAACUCAUACAGAAAAAAACAAACAAUAAUAUUAUAACCAUCGUCAUUAUUUUGUCUUUGAGAGCUUUUUUAAUUUCACAUGAUCGCUCUGAUAUUGACACAGGUUGCCAGAUUGAUGACACAAACAGACAGUUAUUCAGCUAAUGUUUAUGUUUGUAACAUUUGUGUUUGUCAUACUAAUUGUAAGCUAGCUCAUGUGUAUUUUCAUAACUGAAUCUGCGUCUCAUUUGGGAGGCUGCUUUUGUCCUAGUGGUUGACCUAGGUAUUGCGGUGUAAAUUCAAAAUAUUGGGGAGGGUUUUUUCAUUAACGAUUUGAACUUUUUAACAAUACCAAAUAAAUACCAUCAUAUAAAUGUAUGUGCAUAUUAAAUAAUUAAUGUAAAUUAUGUUUGUAAAUAAACAAACAAACUAAAAUUCAUACCAAAAAAUAAUUAAAUUGCUAAUAUCAUAUUAUUAUUUUGUCCCAGAAAGGUUUUUUUCUGACCUGAUCACUUUGAUGUCGAUGCAGGUUGCCAGAUUGAUGAGACAAACAGAUCACGAGGGUUAAUCAGCUAGCUUAUGUGUGUAAAAUUUGUAAUUAUUGUACUAAUUAAAAAAACAGCUCAAGUGUAUUUUUAUAAAUCUGAAUCUGCGUCUGAUUUCGGAGGCUGCUUUUGUCCUUCGUCUGCAUACAUUAAACUGAAAUUAAAUACUCUAUCUUCCAUAAAGGCAACCUGAAGUGCUGAAAUAUAAUUGGUUUAACUGGUAGUGGGCGGAGUUACAAAGAUCAAAGCAAAGACAGACAUUCCAAAACGGAACACACAUUCUAAAAUAGAAUAACUGACUGCAGAAUUGUUUUUAAACAAACAAAUAUGUUCACUUAAACAUCUGCAAACAUAGACAUCACCGAUAAAUUAUAUCAUAUAAAUUUAUGUAAAACCUUCCUGGUCGCCUAAAAUGUUUAAGCUGAAUCAAAUUAUUCUUAUGAGACUAUUGAACUUCUAUUAUGUUAAACUGAAUUAAAACUGCUUGCAUAACUUAUCAAAUUAAGUUAGAACAGGAUUAAUUUAGUUUAAUAAGUUACAGAGAGCUCAAUGCAUAUGCUGUCUUGUCUAAUUGUUCAUAUUAACUUCUAAAUCUGAUUGUAAUGCAAUAAUGUGCACAUUUACACAAUAAUUAUAGCCAAAAGCACUAUACAAAACACCUUGAAUUGAAUUGAAUGGAAUAUUGUGGUAGUCAUGCUUUAGAAGAGUCAAAAACGUCCAUACAGCACCUUUAAAAGAUUCAAUGCAAACCAAAACAUGGAUCCAGCAAGUAGGAUUUCUUCAAGGUUUUCAUUGUCGAAUCAGCCAACAGCGGUGCUCACUUCAUUCCGAACACUCCCAGAUGAAAGCACGAACCUCCAUCUUGAUCCAAAUAUUGAAGAUGAUGCAAAACCCGAAGAUGAAAUGAAGGAUAAGCUGCUUCCGGAUACAGAAAGGCCUUCAUGGAGGUUGUCUGAUCCCUAUCUAGUGCAGGUCACCAGAGUGGAGACGUACAUUGAUGACGAGGACAUUUCAGAGGAGUCUGGGGGUGAGUGUAAAAAAUCCGAGGAGAAGCUGGAGAGUCUUGUGGAGAGAUCGCUCAAAGAUGCUUCAGUUCUGAGCCGGACGAGUUCGCUCGGGAAACUCAACAAACUCAAUGCAUCGCGUUUGCUGGAUGAUGCUAGGAAAGAAACAUCAGUGGCAGACGUCAGCAGCUGGAGACGAUUCAUGACUGUGCGUACAACCAGUACAACACACAGUGAUGUUAAAGACGCUGCUGAUUCUCACCAAGAAGGGAAUUUAGAUCCGGCGGAUCCUCUAAAAGCAGAUGAAGUUGUGAGUUCAGCUUCUUCAGAUCAUCAGUCGGAGACAGAAGAUGUUUCUGCUGGAAAUUCACCUGCUGCUAAACGUGCACUGUGUGCACCAGAAGCUCAAUCUCCUCCUCAAAAACUGGACACCGUUUCACCCAAAAUCGGCGACAAGUUCCAAGUUCCAGCUCUUUUCAGUGGCCUUCGUGUGUUAAAAAAAGGAGCCGUCGGAGACGAGCGGGAGACACUUUCAGAAAUUAAACAGAAAGAUGCAGAUCGAGCGCUACUGAGCCUUAAACAGCACGUCAACAAAGCCAAAACUGAACCGCUCACCAUAACCAAGAAGAAAACCGAACCACGAAGUCUAUCAGAAAUCACUAAUUUGCUCCAGAAAGCAUCAAACGUUGAGGAAAACAACAAGCAAGAGGAAUCUGCGGAUAUAAAAACAGCAGCUAAAGAUGAACAAACAGACUGCAGUGUGAAGCCAUCAACAGAUUUGGCGUAUGAUGCAUUGAAAAGCAAAUUAUUUGGAUCUAAAUCUCCUAAAAAGGACCCUGUGGAUGCAUCGCUGGAUUUGGAGGCGAUUAAGAAGAAGAAGAAAAGCGAUAAAGAGCUGCUCAGGUCCUUCUUUGAGAAGCAGAACAAAACAAGUGUUGCUGAAACCAAGAGCCCUGCUGAGGUCAAAUCUGAAGUCACGUCUCCAUCCGAUGGCGAAGACCGAACGCCUGGACGUCUGCAGGCUGUCUGGCCUCCACCUAAAGAGGCCGCCGAGGAGAAGGUGGGACUGCGUUACACAGAAGCAGAGCAUCAGGCCGCGCUCCUUCAGCUGAAGAGAGAGAGUAAAGAGGAGCUGGAGAAACUGCAGGCAGAUUUCGAGCUGCGGAUCUUCCAGGUGCGAGGGGAGCAUGCGGAGACCGUGUCCCGCCUGGAGAGCAUCAUCAGCGGGAUGCAGCAGCAGCAGGUGCAGCACCCGGUGCAGGAGCGCGGCGAGCUGCAUGAGGUGUGUGUGUCCACUGAAGAUGACCUGCCUCCCAGAAGCUUCCGCAAUGUGUGUGUUCAGACUGACCGCGAGACCUUCAUCAAAACCCCUGAGGGUGAAGAACCCAGACCAGCUUUGAACUCCAGCGCCAGCCUGCCCAAAAAACUCAACCUGGACUCCAUCAGCAUGAGUCUGGGUGUAGCUCUGCCCACUCCACCUCCUCUUCCUGGUAGCUCCGCCCCUCCUCCUCCGCCUUUACCUGGGGUUGCACAUGCUCCGCCCCCACCUCCACCUCUUCCCGGAGCUCCACCUCCUCCACCUCUUCCCGGUAGCUCUGUCCCGCCUCCUCCACCUUUACCUGGGUUUGCACAUGCUCCGCCCCCACCUCCACCCCUUCCCGGAGCUCCACCUCCUCCGCCACCCCCACUGGGUCUUCCCGGAGCUCCGCCUCCUCCUCCACCCCUACCUGGUUUUCCAGGAGCUCCGCCUCCUCCUCCACCCCCACCGGGCCUACCAGGAGCUCCGCCCCCUCCUCCAGGUCUCCCAGGAGCUCCACCCCCUCCCCCUCCUGCUUUCGGUGGUUUUGGAUUCGGACAGGUGGCAGAGAAAGCUCCUCGUAAACCCGCUGUGGAGCCAGCCUGUCCCAUGAAGCCGCUGUACUGGAACCGCAUUCAGAUUCAGGACAACAAUAAUAAUACACUCUGGAGUUCACUGGAAGAGCCUGAUAUCAUAAACACCACAGAGUUUGAGGAGCUGUUCUCCAAAGCAAACCUUCAAGCCAAGAAAAAGCCGCUGUCGGACACGUACGAGAAGAAAAACAAAGCCAAAAAG
Danio rerio (zebrafish) is the source of this 5425-nucleotide messenger RNA. The record is from RefSeq and is a predicted model, not a curated record. NCBI's taxonomy places the organism in Eukaryota, Metazoa, Chordata, Actinopteri, Cypriniformes, Danionidae.